AUGGGAGCUGUCCCUGAUAGUGACCUCGCUGGAAUAGCUCCAGCGCCAAUACUUGGAGGUAUUGAUCCUGGUGGUAUAGUGUGCAUAGUUAAUUGUGAUAUCGCUACGGUUGGCCCAGACCUCUGCAGCUUUUGUACCUCGCAAAACACCGCAUCGUGCAACAGAAACUCCUUCCCCCCUUGUGCCUGCAACGACGGUUUCACUGGUGACUUUUGUGAAAACACUUGCGGUUCCUGGAAAUACGGAUCAGGAUGUGGAAGUGAUUGCACAUGCGUACAAGCCAAUACUGCAUCAUGUGACAAUAUAAACGGAGCCUGUACCUGUAAUUCAGGUUUUGAAGGAUCUAAUUGUGAAAUUUCAUGCCCUGCCUGGAGAUAUGGAUCUGGUUGCAACAAUGAUUGCACAUGUAACCAGGCCUCCACGGCGUCUUGUAGUGUCGUGGAUGGUACAUGUACAUGUUUCGCUGGUUACUCAGGGACAAACUGUGAAUCUGCAUGUAGUGCUUGGAAAUACGGAUCUGGUUGCGGAAAUGAUUGUACAUGUAACCAGGCCAACACAGUGUCCUGUAGCAGCGUUAACGGAGAAUGCACGUGCAGCCCAGGGUUUAUCGAUAAUAACUGUAAUUCCGCAUGCACUUCCUGGAAAUAUGGGGACGGUUGCGGAAAUGACUGUACAUGUGUACAGGCCAAUACGGCAACCUGUAAUAAUGUAAAUGGAGUGUGUACCUGUAAUCCGGGAUAUUCUGGGGCAAACUGUGAAACUGCGUGCAGCGCCUGGAAGUACGGAUCUGGUUGCGGAAGUGAUUGCACUUGUCAGCAGGCCAAUACGGCGUCCUGUAGUAGCGUCGAUGGUGCCUGUACAUGUAAUCCGGGUUACUCUGGUACAAACUGUGAGUCUGUAUGUAGUGCAUGGAAAUACGGUGCAGGUUGCGGAAGUGAUUGUGCAUGUGUGCAAGCGAAUUCAGCUUCCUGUGACAACGUAAACGGAUCAUGUGCCUGUAAGCCUGGGUACCUUGGUACUAACUGUGAUACUGCAUGUUCUAAUUAUACCUAUGGCACGGGUUGCAACGAGAGCUGUUUAUGUGUUCCAAACAACACUCUCACGUGCAGUAACGUGGACGGAAGUUGCAUAUGUGCUGCAGACUACACAGGGACGACCUGCAACGAAUAUGUAAUGGCGAUCCCGCGUCUUGGUGAUAGUCAGAAAUCGACACUAGAUCGAAAGGAAACAUAA
Ylistrum balloti is the source of this 1233-nucleotide messenger RNA. RefSeq names its product multiple epidermal growth factor-like domains protein 11. Gene Ontology annotation, molecular function: scavenger receptor activity. Lineage: Eukaryota; Metazoa; Mollusca; Bivalvia; Pectinida; Pectinidae. The coding region runs from base 1 to 1233 and encodes 410 amino acids. The record is from RefSeq and is a predicted model, not a curated record. The transcript is spliced from 12 exons.